Molecule: messenger RNA, 1482 nt
Organism: Rubroshorea leprosula
Lineage: Eukaryota; Viridiplantae; Streptophyta; Magnoliopsida; Malvales; Dipterocarpaceae
Source: the annotation of a GenBank genome assembly
GUAUUCUGAAUAAAUACACGAAUGGCAUGUAUAUUUUCCUUUGGGCCUAUAAAAGUCCUUUUCUUUCUUUUGGGCCUUUUGACUUCAAAUUAGGCCUCUAUUUUCUUUUAGUUCGGGCCUGUCUAUUUCUUUUUCUUUCCUGAUUUGAGCAGUGAGCAACACGAAAUAGCAUAAAGCCCAGAGUAGAAUGGGGUUUCUCCAGGAUUCAUCACCUCGAGCUUCUGCGGUACGAUAAUGGCUGAAAAAGAAUCUGAGUACGACGGUGCUUCGGACUCGAACCUAGUCUCCGAUCAGUCUUUAAAACUCCAAGAUCAGUCGACGCACCCUAGCACCAUCUCCAACGCCGCCGCUGGUGGUCUUGAAAUCACCUGCUUUAGUGAGCUCGUCGAUGACGCUACCUUCCACUUCCAAAUCAUUCGUUUCCCUAAACAGAUAUAUGCAUGGAUCGGUUGCAACUCUUCCAAAUUCGGUGACUUGUACGCAGCUGCAUCGACACGGCCUAGCAAUACGGUCGGUGUGACUUCUAUUCUGGGAGGUUCUUCAGAUAACACCGGGUCUGGAAUCGCUAGGCGAUUAGUGUUGAAAACUGGUCUUAACAUAAUUCUUGCUUGCAGUAUCCCAAAGAAUAGCCCCAUGCUUGAGGUUUGAUCUGUUCCUCUACCAUUCUUUCUCUGUCUCUUAUCAUAUGCCAUAAUAACGCAUUGAAGUUUCUUUUUGGUACAAUCUUGUCAUUUUGUUAUUUUUUUCUUGGCUAUGUUUUAACCUAGUGCUGGUAUUGGAGAGAUUGUUUGUUUGAGUAUUCGCACAUUCCCUUUACAUUUUAAAAUUUUCAUUUUGCAUUUGACGCAAGUUUUUAACUUUUGGCCUGAAGCCAUGUCCAGACUUGUAGGACAACUUGAUGGAUUUUAACCAUUGGUAGACCAAUAACUUUCCAAUGUGAAUGACAGUGGCAGGAAGACAAGCAUAUUGCUGGUUAAUUGCUCUAAUAGCCCAACUCCCUCUUUCCAAUUCAAGUAAAGAGAGGAGCAUUGUCUAAUAAUUUCACCUGCCAUGGCAUAUUCCUGCAUGCUUUGGAACAUGAUGCUGUUGAUUCCACGUUUACCCUUUUCUUUCUUGGGAUUUUAGGCAAAUGCUGAAAAGAAGCUGAUGGAGAAGUUAAUCAGUUUGGGAUACACGCAACCAAGAUAAUGAUUUUUGAGAAUUUUAACUCAUGGAGAAAGCUUGUAUCUUCAUCGCCUUGAACAUUACAGCGAGGUUUGUCUAUCUGCACCAACACCCGGUGGUUCUUUCUCCUCAACUCCAAUUUAUUGGUUUGGAAAGUAAACCCCCAAAUGACAAAGUAGUGAUUUGGGUUCUAUGAUCUAUAUCUGUUAUGAGCUUUGCUAGGGAAGAUUUGUUUUUGUAACUAGUCAGUACAAAUUUUCACCUGAAGUUUUAGUUGAUGGAUCAUUGUAUUCUUAUGUUGAGGAAUUAUUGGACAAU